Molecule: messenger RNA, 826 nt
Organism: Nothobranchius furzeri (turquoise killifish)
Lineage: Eukaryota; Metazoa; Chordata; Actinopteri; Cyprinodontiformes; Nothobranchiidae
Gene: taf13
Product: TATA-box binding protein associated factor 13
Biological process (GO): transcription by RNA polymerase II
Cellular component (GO): transcription factor TFIID complex
Molecular function (GO): protein heterodimerization activity
Source: RefSeq, a predicted model, not a curated record
GGUCAUGCAAUUUGAAGUUGGCGUGUCAAACGCUGAAGCCCAAAAAUACCAAAGAAGAAGAACAACAACGAACGUAGAAGAGUCUGGGGAUUGUUGUGAUCCAGUUUUCAAAUAAAGCGUCGUUAAGGCUCGUUUUAUCGGCGUUUUCCUCCAGAAUUAAUGGCGGACGAGGAGGACGAGGCUGGCUUCGAGGAGGAGUUGGAGGACGGGUCCAGCGGAGUGGAUGUCGGCCACGGCAGGAGAAAGAGACUCUUCUCUAAGGAGCUCCGGUGCAUGAUGUACGGGUUUGGAGACGACCAGAACCCGUACACGGAGUCUGUGGAUAUUCUGGAGGAUCUGGUGAUCGAGUUCAUCACGGAAAUGACCCACAAAGCCAUGUCUAUCGGGCGCCAGGGCCGCGUCCAGGUGGAGGACAUCGUUUUUCUAAUUCGCAAGGAUCCCAGAAAGUUCGCCAGAGUCAAAGACCUCCUGACCAUGAACGAGGAGCUGAAGAGAGCCCGGAAAGCUUUUGAUGAAGCCAAUUAUGGCUCCUAAUGAACUCACGUUUGUUUGUCGCUUCCUGCUAACUGGUUUGUGUUUUUUUUAGUGGUUCUCACUUGAAUAACAGAACUGACUGUUUUAAUGACAUGUUUACACUGUCAAGUCAUCGGAAACUCUCAAAUAAAGUUAGUUUGUUUCAAAUAAGUCCCAACACCAACAGGAAAACCAACAUCUGUUAUUUACAUUGAAGAAUGAAACUUUCUGCCAACACGUGUUGGAAAGGAUUGUUAAGGUUUUUUUAAGUGUUUCCAUGGAAACUGCGUGAAUAAAUUAACAUUUCAUUAUC